Messenger RNA from Aphis gossypii (cotton aphid), 804 nucleotides. RefSeq lists its product as uncharacterized. Lineage: Eukaryota; Metazoa; Arthropoda; Insecta; Hemiptera; Aphididae. Gene Ontology annotation, biological process: proteolysis. The record is from RefSeq and is a predicted model, not a curated record. The transcript has a single exon. Bases 1 to 804 code for a protein of 267 amino acids. Gene Ontology annotation, molecular function: aspartic-type endopeptidase activity.
AUGGCGGCCAGUGAGCCAAUGCCAUUUCCACGCCGCCUAUUUCUAACCGAUCGUGUCUCACGAAUACAAUUUCUUAUUGACACUGGAGCCGAUUUAUGUGUAUACCCACGCAGUGUGGUUCAAGGUCAACGAGAUAAAUCGGACUACUCCCUAUCAGCAGCCAACGGGACGACCAUUGCUACGUACGGAACUAUUACACUUGCUCUUGAUUUCGGACUUCGUCGAGUUUUCACUUGGAGAUUUGUGGUCGCGGAUGUAUCCAAGCCUAUCAUUGGUGUGGAUUUUUUAAACCAUUAUAAUCUUCUGGUAGAUAUACGUAAUCAACGUCUCUUGGACGGUCUCACGCAACUCACUGUACAGGGUCAAGCUGCGAAAUGCGACAUACAAUCCAUCAAAACAGUUGUCGGAACGACAAGGUACCAUGACUUAUUACAGGAGUAUCCUGAGAUAACCCGACCUGUUGGAGUAAUCAAGGACAUCAAACACAACACCAAACAUUACAUCCAGACGACACCAGGAUCUCCCGUCGCGUGUAAACCAAGGCGUCUAGCCCCUGACAAACUCAAGGGAGCCAAAAAGGAGUUUGAGACUAUGCUAAAUUUGGGUAUAGCUCGACCUUCUAAAAGCCCUGGUCUUCACCACUCCACCUGGUUUCAAAGAACACUACGGACGCAUGGCGACUCUGUGGAGAUUAUCGUGCACUUAAUACUCGAACUAUCCCAGACCGCUACCCAGUUCGUCACAUCCAGGAUUUCACACACUUCCUUCACGGAAAAAACAUUUUCUCAACAAUCGAUCUGGUAA